Messenger RNA from Medicago truncatula (barrel medic), 1910 nucleotides. RefSeq names its product BRCT domain-containing protein At4g02110. The record is from RefSeq and is a predicted model, not a curated record. Bases 141 to 1538 code for a protein of 465 amino acids. Lineage: Eukaryota; Viridiplantae; Streptophyta; Magnoliopsida; Fabales; Fabaceae. The transcript has 7 exons.
AAAGAAUUAUAUAUAUAAUAAAUACAACAAUUAAACUCUUUAUUAAUCUCUUUUUCACUGAAAAUUUUCGAAAUUUUGAACUUUCCCGGCAAUAGCUUCUUCACUGAACUGAACAAUACAAAGGUUGUAAGGUUGAAGAUAUGGAUCGGGUGGUUGCAACAGUGAGUGGUUACCGUGAACUCGAGCGAUUCAAUCUUAUUAAGCUCAUUUCGCGUUCCGGUGCCAGUUACGUUGGAGAUAUGUCGAAGUCAAUUACGCAUCUGGUGUGUUGGAAGUUUGAAGGAAAGAAGUAUGACAUUGCCCGUAAGUUAAAAAUAUAUGUAGUCAACCACCGUUGGGUUGAAGACUGUAUAAAGGAAGGAAGGCGUGUCCCAGAAGAUUCUUAUACCUUGCAAAGUGGACAAGAAGUAGGGCCAUUAGUAAUGGAAGUUCCAGUCAAUGUUCAAGCAAGUACCUUAUCCAAGAAUAAAGUGGUCAGAGGCAGAUCAUGUGAUAUUGUGUCUGAAAGGCAAAAUACUGACUUCAGUUCUGGGGUCUGUGGAAUUCCUGUUUUGGAAGAUUCUUCUUUACUCAAACAGCAUGGGGAGUCAAGUUCAUAUCCACCUAGACUGUCAAGGAAAGGUAAAAGAAAUAGAGGAAAUGAUGUUAGUACCACGGGUAGACAUUCUCAUAAAGGAAGAAGGGUUGUGAAAAAUGAUGGUGAAGUGACGUUUGCUCCUAUAAUUUUGGAUUUAAGCACAGAUGACCAGCUUUGCGAAAUAGAUAGGCAAGACACUGAAGCUGCAGUUACAUCUACCCUUUCUCGCCAUGUCAAUAUUGACAAUAUUCAAGAAAAUAGUGAAGGACUUGAUGCUGGACUAUCUAGUCAAAGUAGAACUAUUGGUGGAAGUUCAGAUGGCAUUGAGCAGAGCAGAGAUUCAAAUCAUAUAUCUACUCUCAGAAAUUCAACUUUGUUUAUAGAAGAUCCUCUUCCUCUGACACAAACAUCAGUGGAUUUAUGUUCCAGUGCUGCUGAAAAGUUCUCCGACGGUGAUGUGGUUGAUAAUUUUGAUGACUCCCCUACUUCAAAUGAGUUGUCAUGUGUUAUAUGCUGGACAGAUUUCAGUUCAACAAGGGGGAUUUUGGAGUGUGGACAUCGGUUUUGUUUUUCAUGCAUCCAGGGUUGGGUUGAUUGCAGAAAAGCAAUGGGGAAAGUUUCAAACUGUCCUUUGUGCAAGGCAAGUAUUAUGAAGAUCAUGAAAGUUGAGCAUGCAGACACCACCGAUCAAAAAGCAUACUCCCAGACAAUUCCAUGUGAUUACACUAGCUCAGAUGUUUUUAUCCCAAUUGAUCAAGAAUUUCCAGACAACAGCUUAGAGUCCUCACAGGCAGGUGCUUGUGUAAUUUGUGGUGGUCGAGAACCUGAAGAUCUACUAGAGAAUUGUGAUGUUUGUCGAUGUCGAAGAAUUCAUUCCUAUUGCAUGGACCCUCCAUUACGACCAUGGACAUGCACUUCCUGCAAGGAACUUCGAAUGCUUUAUCGUAACCGCUUAUAUUAGUAAGCACUUUUGUAUCCAUCCAUUACUAUGACUCAUGGAACAUCCAAGUGUCUUGAGAGUUAAAUGUUCUAAGAAUAUCGCUAGUAUGAAGUUUGUUGUAAUUGUGAUUGUAGGGAUAACUUUCACAUGCUGUAAAAUUCAAAGCAAAACUGUAGUAUUUUAAGUGACUUCAAAUUGUCAACAUCUGUUGUUUCAAUUUGAUUUGGUUAUCUGUUCAGGAGUAAUCUCGCUGUGUGAUUUAACAUGAGUUGAGAGAGUUCAACUGAACUUUCACUUUAGAAUUCUGUUCAAUUGUAAGCACAUGACUGUUGAAGUGGAACAUCACUAAAUAAAGGCGACAACAUAGGCAUCCUUUAUUUUUUUUGAAAGAAA